GUGCAAGGGCACGGAGUAGCAGGAGCAUGGCGUCUCUAUAUAUGUGGAUACUCUCAGCUGCACGAUUAGGGUAAAUGCUACUGGUUCCUGUUCAUCGCAAUAUGACUGCCCCGCGGAACCACGAGCUGAGCAAGUCUUGCGGUGGCGCCGAUGGGAACAGCUACCAGAUUCCUAACGAUAUUGUGUGCGCCAAGACAAGGAUCCACAAUGACCACAUGGACCAGGUCUCGGUGUUGAAAGCCAUUAUGGAGAUCAAACAUAAAUUCAGUGAAAACAUGCCACUCCUCGCUGACAAGCUUGACAUGUUAGUAAAGAGCAAAGAUGCAGAAAUACAGGCUUUAAAGGACACGAUAAGCCGAGGAGAGGACACCAACCGAAUCCUCAACGAACAGUUGUAUGCAUACCGGGUGAAUGAACAGAAGAUGAGGUACGAAAUUAAGCUGCAGAAGAAUGAAAACAAAGAACUGGGGAUAAAAGUGAUGAAAUAUCAGUCGGAAAUCGCCGCCAUGACUGAACAUUUCCGCAAAUUAGACGUCAUGACAGGCAAGGUAGACCUUGUGCUCCAGAGAACAAAACCUUCCUCCUCUGCAGUUGUCUCCCUUAACAACAUUGGAACUAAAACAGGGGGAGCACAAGGCAGUGAAAACUGUUUCACUCCUGAAACGACAUCUGUCGGACAAAGUGUAACUCACAUUACCCGUCCUCAAGAUUGUCCACGUCAAAAUGAUGGUAGACAUUCACGGACACAAAAGCUCCCAGUUGCUGAUAUACCUUCGCGUAAUGAUACUCAUGCUUUUCAAUUUGGGAGCGUAGAAAGUCACCACUUUCACGCAAAAGAAAGUAAGCCGGCUAUAAAAGAACCAAAUCGAGAUGGACAGGAGAACAUAAAAACGGAACAGUAUGUGUUGUCCCGUGUGGGAGGACAAGCAAGCUUUGACGUUGUAAGUACAGCUGUGGCGAGAUAUGCCGCCAGCAGGGGUGUACGGUUGAUACAUGUACGUCACAUGAGGACAUGGCGGUGUAAGGCCGGACAAUGUACGUACACAAUGCUGGUGGAUAUAGCACGUGACGACUCCCAAAAAGUACUGGCCAGAUUCUGGCCAGAGGGUGUGUUUUGUAGAUUGUAUGUCUCUGAGGCUAAAAUGAAAAGCAAGAACGAGAACAGGUCAGGAGACGGGGAUAAAAAACAGCAAGCAGUAACUUCAACGUAAACGUUCAUAGGAUCCUGUCAGGCAUAAGGGAUACAACUCUUCACAGUGUAUUAAGGUCCCUUAACUAUUGGGCCGUCCGUACUCAUAAAAUACCAAAUGUAAUACGUUGUUAGCUUUGACUGACUUCAUAAUCUAUUGAAUUGUGUUCCAUUUAUCUCUAGUGUUUCAUUAUCUCUUGGUGUCAGUUUUGUAUAUACUUCUAUGUCUUGCGCUUUGAGCAUGUUGUACAUGGAAAAUAGCGCAUUACAAGCAUGCUAUUAUUAUUGUGAUAUGCAAUGUUUGUCUGUGUGGCGUCAGGUACCAAAUAAAUACUUA
Haliotis rubra (blacklip abalone) is the source of this 1526-nucleotide messenger RNA. RefSeq lists its product as uncharacterized. Bases 75 to 1211 code for a protein of 378 amino acids. The record is from RefSeq and is a predicted model, not a curated record. Lineage: Eukaryota; Metazoa; Mollusca; Gastropoda; Lepetellida; Haliotidae. The transcript has 2 exons.